Molecule: messenger RNA, 2605 nt
Organism: Nematocida parisii ERTm1
Lineage: Eukaryota; Fungi; Microsporidia
Exons: 1
Coding region: 1-2586 (861 amino acids)
Molecular function (GO): protein binding
Source: RefSeq, a predicted model, not a curated record
AUGAGACCAACUGGUAAUGAGAAGAGCAGUGAGAACGCAGAAAUCAAAAUAACAAGCCAGGCAGAAAAUAAAGAACAGAAAGAGUCUCACAGUCAAAAGCACACUCAGAAAUCAAUAUGUGCUGAAAUUACUGAUAAUUCUGAAUUUAUAGAAGAAAAUAUUAGUAAAAUCCAAACUAGUCAGGGAAAUAUAGAAAACAUGGACAUAUCAGGUAUAACUGACCUAAGCCUACCUAAAGGAUGUAUUAUAUCAGGUCUACCAAGAACCUGUAAAAGAUUGUCAUUUUUAUACAAGGAUAAAAUAUACUAUGCUGUGGAUAGGUCUAUUAUAAGCAUAAAUAUAUCAGAGAAUACUCAGAAUAGCAAAGAGACAGUUGAAUACGUCACAACUGCAGAGAGUAAAAUAUCUUCUAUGUACAUUAACAAUGAUAUUAUUUCAAUAGGAACAAUUUCAGGAGAGAUUAUUUUAAUGAAAGAUAACGGAAAUAUCAUUUAUAAAAAGUUUAUUAAUGAGUUUAUAUACAAUAUAGUACACACGGAUAAUAACGUAUACGUAUCAUUAUUAUACAAAAUAGUCAAAAUUGACUAUACACAAGAUAUAAAACACGCGGAUAAUUAUGAGAUAAUUAAGGAAAUGAAUGACAUUUCAAUGUUCUUUAGUGUUAUUCCCGCAGAGAAUAGAGAGAUAUUGGCAUUCUCAAAUAGUAAUACGUUAUUUACUAAUUCAAUAACUUUGAAGUAUUCACAGAACAUUGUAUUUAUGUAUACGCAUACACAGCCAAAUGGGAAUAUCAAUGUAAUUAUAGGACUAACUAACAGAAAAGUGUAUUUUUACAGCUACAGCAAUGAGAAGUUGUCUUUAACUCAAAUAAUACAUGUACAGGACGUGCUCUGUGAUAUAAUUGUGUUUUCUUAUAACAUUUAUGUUAUAGUUAUGAGCAAUACCAUAAAUAUUUAUUAUUGCAUGAAUACUGCCGAAUGCAUAGGAAUGGUAGGACCAUAUGAUGAUGAAAUAUUAAAGGUAUUUUUAGAUAAAGACAGAAUAAGUCAAGAAAUAGCCAAUGAAACAGAUACGAAUGUAAUAGUAAAUGAAGUAAUUAAUCAAUUAUACAUAGUGCUAAGCACUGGUGGAGUGUUUAAGUAUACAAGUAAUAAUAAUUUAUUGAGAUUGCCUGUAAGAAUUAGUAGUAGCAAUAAUAUACUAGACAAUUCAGAGUAUUCUGAGGUAUACAAAAAUAUUAAUAGAAAUAUACUUGCAAUGCACGAAACAUUACAGAAAAUACUUCCACUGUGUAAUGCACCCAGCAAUAUUAUUUCUGGAAAUUUGUCUGGAAUAUCUCAUCUCUCCAUAAAGAAUAAUUAUUUAGUAACGGCGAAUGGUCCAACUGUAAGAGUGUUUUUUAUAUCAAGGAAUGGAAAUAUUGAAGAAAUAUUCAGACCAGUAAUUGACGGGUUCCCUGUCAAUUCUGUAAUUACAGACUGGGCUAUUAUGGAGAAUGGAAAAAUAAUUAGCGAAGACUUUUCUUUAAUCACAAAUAGCAACAAUAUAAUUAAAGUAUAUAAACCAACAGAACUAUUCCAAAUAAGAAAAAGGCACUGCGAGAGUGCGGAGAAACUAUUACUUAAAUAUAAUGAAAUUUUAAGAGAAUAUGAUAUGAACUCAGAGGGCAGCAUACAGAGAAAUUCAUUAAAUGAGCUACUAGUAGAAACAGAGUCAUUCCUGGAAUACAUUAAGAAUAUUUAUAAUGAGAAUGACAAAAAUAAGAAUAAUUUACCAUUCACUGCUAUAAAACAAGAACUAUCACUGACCACACUCCCACAUACUCCAGAGAAGGAUGAUAUACAGACUGUGUUUGAAAAUAUUAAGACAGAUUUAGGACUAUCCACUAACCAUUUCUUAGAAGUAGAUAAAAUCUACGGGUUUCCAUUUGAAAUAUCUACAUUCAUAAAAUAUUCAAAGGAUUUAGUUCUGCUAGGGUGUAAAUCAUCGCAGCGGGCAUUUUCAAAUUUAUUUGUGUUAAACUCAAAUUUAGAAACUGUUCAGAAGGUAUUCACACACACUAAAACAAUAACAAUGAUUCUAUCACAGGAUAAUGUUAUUGCCACACUAGGGAAGGACAGAAAAAUAGCUAUUUACAGGGUAAAGCAGGGAAAAGCCAACUUUUCACCAGAAGACACAGAAGAAUCCUUUAGAGAGAACGACUUUGGUGUAGAAUUCCUCAGUUCAAGAAUUGACCAUAAGAAAGAAAUACUUGCAGCAGAAAUGCAUGGCACAGAAAUUAUAACAUCAUCAAAAGAUAAAACAGUAAACACGUACAGCAUACAAAAUGAAGGUUUGAAUCUUAUAAAAACAGAUAAAGUGACUGUUCCUGUCACAGCAAUACACGUUCUAAUGAUAAAUAGCUAUAAAUAUACUAUGCUAGGAAAUAACAAUGGAUAUAUUUUUAUAAAUGGCAAUACAAAGAAAUUGCACAAUUCAAGAAUAACCAAUAUUAGAUCAUAUACAAGCGAGGAUGGUCAGCAAUUUAUUAUAACAGCCUCAGAAGAGGGAAUUAUCAGAACAACCAAAUUAUCUGAUUUACAGUAAUUAAUAUAAAUAAUAUCAC